Molecule: messenger RNA, 4785 nt
Organism: Esox lucius (northern pike)
Lineage: Eukaryota; Metazoa; Chordata; Actinopteri; Esociformes; Esocidae
Gene: il6r
Product: interleukin 6 receptor
Exons: 11
Coding region: 2636-4531 (631 amino acids)
Biological process (GO): cytokine-mediated signaling pathway
Cellular component (GO): external side of plasma membrane
Molecular function (GO): protein binding; cytokine receptor activity
Source: RefSeq, a predicted model, not a curated record
CCAUUGUGGGCAUCCCUGAGUUCUGGGUCUAGGUGGACUCUGAGCAAACUGGAAUGUAACUAAAUGCAUGAUAUUGACCUUGAGCUCAUAAGGCUACUGACAAUCACACACACAUGCAUAAGUCGAAGUGACCAGACUUGACAUUCCUGAGUUCUGGGUUUCUGACCCGUCUGGAUGGAUCCAGAAACACGUCAUUUUAAUGUUAGGCUCGUAACAAAAGGAGUAGAUAACCUUUACUAAGGACUUCCAAGAUAUGGUAAUUUACGAUAACAUUUGUUUACUUACAAUAUGUAGUCAGAUUAUAUUCUAAGGUUACAUUCCCUUGUACAUAUUUCCCUAGCCAUCACCCGGUAAUCUUCUUAGGGGUAAACCUUUCCAACCACUCUCCACUACCCCUUACUGCAGUUUUGCAGGUGGUGGCCACAGAUAAUAGCUUUUUCCUUAUCCUUCCUGACUGAUUCUUCUCUAGUUUUGUGUUUUGCUAGUGUCCUUGUCACUACUGGUAGCAUGAGGCAGUACCUGCAACCCAUUCAGAUUGCAUAGGUUGUCCAGCUUCUCCAGGAUGGCACAUCCAUAUGCAGGACGUUUUGCUGUGUCUCCCAGUACAGCUUCAAGAGCAUGGAAGAGAUUCCAGGACAUGGGCCGUUACACAAGGAGAGCUGGACAGGGCUGUAGAAAAGCAUCAACCCAGCAGCAGGUCCGGUAUCAGCUUCUUUGUGGGAGGAGGAACAGGAGGAGCACUGCCAGAGCCCUACAAAAUGACCUCCUGCGCGCCACUGAUGUGCGUGUUUCUGGCCAAACUGUCAAAAACAGACUCCAUGAGGAUGGCAAGACCCAACUAAUGUCUGCAGUUUUCCCUCUUUGAUCCUUGAAGACUCUUUGGCCACUUGGACCAUCCUCUUUACUGUGCGUGUGGUCAAUAUAGACACACUUCCUCCUCCAGGCCGAUUGCUAACAUCUCCAGUUGCUUUACAUUUCUUAAUUAUUGUCAUGAUAGUAGAAAUGGGUAUUUUCAAUCAAUUAGCUAUUUUGUAUAACUUUUUCCUGAUUUAUGCAGCUCAACAACAUUUUGUUGCACAUCAUUACUGUAUUUUUUGGUCUUUCCCAUAGUGAUGGAUGACUAUGGGAAUUGGCUUAUUUGUCACAGUAUAUUAUACCCCAGUGAAACAGAUAGUUAUGGCUUACCACUUAGGUGAUCCUACUCAAUCAGGUAAACUUAAAAACUUAAAAUAUGAAUAUACUUCAGUUACAUAUUAGUCAUAAAAAUGAAUUGGGACACACGCUUUUUAUUUAAUUUAUUUCACAUUAGUUUUUUGCAAUAAUUUUACUUCAACUUAAGGUUAUAUUUUUAUGAAUAUUUCAAAUGAAAGGCCUAGAGUAUAAACAGCACCAAAAAAAAUCACACGCUGUUUUGUUAAUGUUUCCCAAGGGUUUCGUGCCUCUGUGUCACCUCAUAUUUGUACCCCAGUGAAACAGGACAUGGAUGACAGCUUAACAUUGACAAAGACUCAGACUUAAAAUAGUAAUGAAAUCUUAAUAAGAAUACAUAAAUUAUUUGUUAAUAGAAUUUCUGGGAGGACAAAGAAUUGUGGCAUUCAGGUUUUUUAAUGUAAAAAAUUUGAAUGGGGUUUUCUCAAAAUUUUCUCUCAAUUAAAGAUUAGUUUUUUACUGUAAGCUCCAGCGGAUGAACAGAAAUUGCAAGUUUUCCUAGUCUUUUUUUGUUAAUAUUUAGAUGCCAAUAAUUAUAAAGGCCAUUGUAUAAUAUAGUUAAAACGCAUUACUCAGGGCUUCUCAAAUGUUUUUGUCCCGUGACCUCAUUUUGAUAUUUAAUUAAAAAUCACGUAUUCAAUAUUCACUUUCUGAAUUGGAGCUUUUAUAAUCUGUCAAAUAUGUUUUCAUAAAUCUGUAAUAAUACUGAAAUCUGGAUGAUAUUUGAAAGAUUUGGGAAAUUCAAGAAAACAUCUUGGCUUCAACUGUAUUAAAAUAACAUUGGGAUAUUCUAGAAAACACCUUGGCUUCAACUGUAUUAAAAUAACAUUAUCAUUGAGGGGGAUCUUUCUCCUCUGUCUGAUUUUCUGCCUGCCUUAGGCAGACCCCUUAUUCUCUACAUUUUGCUAUAGACUUAAUUUUUUAUUUCUGUAUUUAUUUCUUUUUUUGCCUUCAAUCUACACACAAUAACCUAUGAUAGGAACUUGAGAUAUUUUGUGUAUAUGAUAUAUUUCAUAAAUUGGAAGACAUUUCUAAAAAUCAGUUUUUUCUUUGUCAUAAUGGGGUAUUGUGUGUGUAGACAAAAGGAGGAGAAAGCUUUCCAAAGGCACUGUCAUGUGGGGGCCCUCUAACAAAAUCUCUCUUUGGGCCCCUGGAUUUACUCGGCUCUGGUUAAGACCAAUGUGCGCUAUGUAAAUCAACAGGGCAUAACGACAGUCCUGACUGUGUGGUGGAGAGAUAUUGUUUGGAGAGCUUGAACGAAACUAACUUGUAUAAACCUGGCUGUUUUUCAUAUUUGUCUUUGUUUCUAAUUAGUACUUCAGGUGGUUUGACAGGAAAAAUGUAAUCAUCUACACUGCAAAUACAUUGUGAUUGAUUUGGGAUAUAAUUACCGACACAAAGAAAUGAUUCAUAUGGGAGCAAGGUAAUGAUGUCGUGGAUCAGUCUGAUGGUUUUUCUGCACACUUUGACUGUGCCAGCCGUCUACUGCUUUCCGAGUGAGACCUGUCCACGAAAAGAACCCCCUCCUGGGGUGCUAGUGUUGCAUCCGGGCAGCACUCUGGUACUGGGCUGCAGUGGUUUGGUGGCGGUGAACGGCCGAAGGGUAAAGGUUAACGGGUCAGAACACCCCAGUAGGAGCACUGGAGUACACAUCACCACAGCCAUCGCCAGUAACGGAGCUACAGCCAGUGCUGUAACAGACGGCAAUGUCAUUGGGAAAUACACGUCUGCUAACAGAGUGGACACUGCUUUCUUUAAUGAAACGGACACCCCUGUCGUCAGCGGAACAGACCAUUCCAAGACAAACCGCUUUGAUGGAACUGUCACCAGGAGCCAAGAGGUCAGACACCUCACCACACUUCCUGCGAGACAUUCAGACUCACAGAGCCGGCCUUCACCAAUUGGGACUAUGAUCCUGCCAACCACAGACAGCAGAGUGGAAGGGGCUGUGACUGAGCUGCAUUCAGAUUGGUGGGAUGAAAAGAUGGACAGGGACUACGAGGAAGAAGUGGCAGAGGGCAGGACCGUGAGGGGGCAGAGAGAAAGGUCUCAGUGGAGGCUGAAUGGGAAGCUGCUGAGAGGAAGAAAUGAAAUGGAAGGAGGAAAAAGAGUGUUGAGUAAGAGAGGUGCCAUCCUGACCGUGCCCUCUGUGGAUUUCACUGACUCUGGGAACUACAGCUGCCAACGAGGGGGCAAACUGGUCUCCUCACUGAGUGUGAGCGUGUCAGUUCCUCCAGAAAGGCCUACAUUGUCCUGCUAUAAGAGAUCACCCAGCAGUAAGAUCCGCUGCGAUUGGACAGCCAGUCAACCGGUGACUCCUGCCCCUCAAUGCUACCUCCUCGUACGAAAAACAUUGUUCGGGUCAUUUUCUCGUGUGAAUUGCUCCUACUCAACCAAGAUGUCUCGGUGCUGGUGUGUGUUGGAGCAUCAGGUGGAGAACAACAGAGACUCCCACCUGGUCUACCUGUGUGUAACCAACACCGCUGGCAACACCACCAGUCACCCCCUUGACUUCCAGCCUCUGGACAUCAGUAAGUUAAAGCCAGACCCCCCAAGCAACAUUCAGGUGAGGGUUGUGGAGGGCCAGGAGAGGAGACUGUGGGUAAGCUGGUCUAUCCCUCGUUCCUGGAAAGAAAGAGACCUCUACCACGAGCUGCGCUAUGAGCUCAGAUACCACACCGUGCCACAGGGAAUACAGAUUAAUGGGAGCACCACAAUGCGGAUGUAUUGUAUAACGGAUGCGUUGCCUGGGGAACGGUACCUGAUCCAACUCAGAGCUAAGGAGGAGUUCGACGGUUACUGGAGUGAAUGGAGCGAACCAGUCUACGCGUCCACCUGGAAAGCCCCUGGGCCAACACCGCCGAAUGACCUUUCUACUAUAAUGCAGGACAUUGAGGGCACAGAGUCUGGCUCUGGGAUGACUGAAGAACUCGAAGUCACUGAGUUGGAUGGUGGUGUAGAAGUGUGGCCUCAUGUCCUGUGGGUGAUUGGUUCCUGUGUGUUGCUGUCAAUCACUCUGCUCUCCAUCUACCUCUACAGACACAGGGUGAGAUUCAUGUCAAAACUGCAGCGACUGAGUCCUGUUUCCUCCUCUUCUGCUGGCCACUCCCUUCCAGCCACGGUCUUGCCUUACCAGGAAGGACAUGCCCUCGUGAAUUUCAACACUCCAUGCUACAAGGAGCGCCUCCCACAGGACGAACAGAAAAAGGUGGAGAAUGAAGGAGAGGAAGGAGAGGAAGGAGAGGAAAGAGAGGAAGAAGAGGAAAUAGAGGAAGUUGUUCACUUCAACAACACAAGCUACUUUCUAGUCCAGAAUAACUAAUGUGCCAACUUGUGACUUUUCACCCCAUGUUCCUCAAUCGAAUGAUCUCAUUGCACCUGACAAGACAAAAGGCCAGUCAGCUGGAUCAAGAGGUGGAGCUUGCUGGACUUUAGCUGAAACAUCUGCAGAAGGUGCCUCAGUUGGAGUAGUCUCUUUUGCUUGGGAAUCAGAUGGAUGGGAUUCUGAAGACUGCGGUUUUGCCUCAGGAUCAGCAGAUGACCCUUAAAUAUUAAAUAUACAUUAACACAAAUGAA